This is a messenger RNA of Gongylonema pulchrum, 165 nucleotides long. The record is from the annotation of a GenBank genome assembly. Lineage: Eukaryota; Metazoa; Nematoda; Chromadorea; Rhabditida; Gongylonematidae.
AGUGAUAAGGUGGAAAAAUUGGUGAAACCAGCAGUGCUUUCGUGCUUUGGCGAUGUUGCACUAGCAAUUGGACCUAAUUUUAGCCGUUAUUACGAUUACGCAACAAAAAUACUGAAUAUGGCUAUCGCUACUGCAAAAACUGACGAAAAGAAAAACAAGGCAUGA